GGAAACCAACCAGCAUCUGUGCCUUAAAGGGUUCAUCAGUGACUCUGUCCUGCUCAGAUCAACGUCACACUGCAAACAAGAGAUGGUACAUUGUCUACAUGAGUGGUUCAAAGUAUGAUUCUACCGAGAUCUCUACAGAUGGGAAUCAAGGAAAGUACAACGUGUCAGAAGAGAGUAACUUCACUCUGACAAUCAAUGAUCUAAAUGAAAAUGAUACAAAAUAUUACUGCUGCACAGGAACUAACAAACUGGACAACUGCAACCUGCAAAACACAAUUUACCUCCAUGUUACAGACCUGCAGGUAAAGGUGAUUCCUGCCACAGAGGGACAGACAGUGACACUGAUGUGUAGCACCAGUUGUCCUCGGACUGAAAACCUUGCAGCCUACAUCUGGUACAAGAACAGAGAGUUUCUCUAUGAGGACUGGUCUCCCUGGUACCAAGAGCUGGUCAGCAGUGAGGAAGCAGUCACAUACUCCUGUGCUGUCAAAGGCUACGAGGAUCUCAGAGCCCCUGAAGUCUCAGUGGAUUCAGUCACUCCGACCUGCUUCAGUGUGACCUACGCUAAAGGGAGAAUGUGUUCUUAUCAGCAGACGUCAGUAGAUGAGUCCUGCUCCAUCACAUAUCCCAGAGAAAUCCACGUCCAAAGGAUUCCUCCAGACGUAACAGGUCAUAUCAGACUGACCUGUAACACCAGCUGCCUUCAUACUGACAAUCUGACUUCAUUUAUGUGGCUUAAGAACAGACAAGUAGACAGAGACAAGAAGAAACAACAGAUUUCAGUUCUCAAAACUGCAACAGAAAGAUUCUCUUGUGCUGUAAAAGGUCUUGAGGAUCUGCGCUCUGCUGACGUCUGCGUAGAGGAGAAGAAAUGUUUGAGAGUGAAUUAUAUCAGCAGAAGUAUCUGUGCUCUGAAAGGAUCCUCUGUGAACAUUUCCAGUGAAUACUCUCAUCCUGACAACCAGCAGUCACAGUCUAAACUUUGGUAUAAAGUAAAGAGAAAUACUGAAGAGGCAGAUAAACAGCUGACUGGAAAGACACGUAAUGUGAAGUUUCAUGACAACAUGAAGAACCAACACAUCCUCACAUUAAACAACCUGACGAAGAAGAAGGACUCAGCAGAAUACAUCUUCAAAAUCAAAACAAACUAUGAACAAGUGUCUGGUUCUCCUGGAGUUUCUCUGGUUGUCACAGAUCUGAAAGUGAAGAUAAGUCCCUCUCCAGUGGUGACAGAGGGUCAGAGAGUCUCACUGACCUGCAGGACCAGCUGUCCUCUACCUGCUAACACAAAUUACAUUUGGUACUUCAACAAUCGACCUCUGAACCUUACACAGGACCAAAGCAAACACCUGCUUCUAGACCCAGUCAGCAGUCAGGAUGCAGGAAACUACUCCUGUGCUGUCACAACCAACAGAGACAUCAACUCAGCUCUAAAGACUCUCACUGUCCAAACUAAACAAACAUCUAAACUGAACCCAGCAGCAGCUGCAGGAGUUUCUGCAGCUCUCCUUGUUUUACUUCCUCUCACCGUCUUCUUGUGGAUUAGAAAAAAAAGAACUUCCGGUCGAUCUCCCGUGAAUGAAACCUUGGACAACUUGGAGCAGAUGAACUGUGGUGAUGACGACUCCUCAGCUCAAACAGCAGAGCAGGAACUUCUCUACAGCACAAUCCACUUCUCAGAGGACAACACAGAUCCUAUCUACUCCCUCGUAAACCCACCUCAGUCCCAAGACCAAGAGAUGGUCCCCUACGCUGUUGUCAAAUUUAGGUCUAAUUCAACCUCUGAGCUCAAUGACCAGGCAGAGGAUACCUAG
Molecule: messenger RNA, 1814 nt
Organism: Mugil cephalus (flathead mullet)
Lineage: Eukaryota; Metazoa; Chordata; Actinopteri; Mugiliformes; Mugilidae
Exons: 9
Coding region: 99-1814 (571 amino acids)
Source: RefSeq, a predicted model, not a curated record